GUCCGUCGUCACGAUGGCGGGAAAAGGUUUCCUCGUAAGGGUGCGACUGGACCUGCACGCCAUUACGUGUCCCGGGGUAUGGCUGUGCCCUAGCGGUAAAGUGGCGCUGCGGAUAACCAGCCUCGGCUCCACCCUAGAAUCCCACAGAGUAUCUCCGAUUUUUCCACUAUUAUUUCACAACGAGUUUCACUUUGAGAAAACUUUCACACGGCUGGCUGCUUUGACAGAGCUGCAGCAGCAUUUCGAGCGAGAAAUCGUUCGCGCGGAAUUGAUCCAAUGGCUUGGUCCGUGCAACCGAGUCGUCGUGUUAGCCACCUUCGAAACCGAUCUGGCGGAUCUGCUGUACCCGGUGUCCCGCUGUAAACGUUUACCACCCGGUGUAGACGUGGACCUGCUCAUGGAUCCGAUGAAACCGUUUCCCGUUAGUACGAACGAACGAGUCUCGACGAUCUCUCUCUGGUCCCUCCUUUUCUUUCUCUUUGCUCUUUCUUCGCUUCUCUCCCUGUUGCCCCUCGGAUUAUCGAGACUCGUUCCGUUUUUCUCCGUUUUUCUCCGUUUUUCUCCGUUUUUCUCCGUUUUUCUCCGUUUCGUAAGUUCCGCGUGUUUCUCGCCUCUUUCAAUUCGAUUUCCACCGCUAAUCGAUCGCACCGUAUACCGAUACGGUGGGGAUGACACUUUAGGGUAUUAUAGCGCCCAAGAUCGAAAUCUCGACGAGAACCGUGAUAGAGGAAGUUCUCGGCUGCUGGUCGGACGAGACUCGCAACGCCGAUUCGAAAACGAUCGACCACGAGGUAACGCAUUCGCGACGAUUCGCAUAUCGGUAGAAUAUUCCUGGAAUUGGUCGAGCGAACUGUUUCGCGAUCGUUUCAGCGUAUGCCGCCCGCUCAGAGAAGAGGACCCGCGAGAACCGUCAUCAGACAAAGAAGAGUCUGCCAUAAUCGGAAGCAGCCGCGAACCGAGAUCUCCGAGGCGUGAGUAUAGAUCGGUCUCGCGUCCCCGUAUCGCGCGAAUCUCUGAUCCUCGAAAACCUUUUCAGUCCGAGAUGCCGGUGCACGCGAUCGGACCUCCUGCCAGUCCGCGGCCCGAACCAACAGCCACGAGUAGUCGGUCACUGUUGCCGAGCAACGCGAGAACGUUACGCAUCGUUGCGCGACGUUCACGAUGCUCCACCGUCGAGAGGCCACCGAGCAAUCUCCGCUGUUACUCGCGACAACGAUCGCGUCAAAGACGACUGCCCAAUUUGUUCGACGUACCAGUGUUACUUCGCCUGUAAACACCAUCGCGAUCACGACUACAAUUGCGAGCGGUAAAGCGGCGCCGAACAAUCGGAAACCUAAGGUUAAGGCUUCUUCUCGUAGAGUAUCCUCGAGAGAUCGAUGCGCACGCGAAACAGACCGAUUUCACAGUCGGGAAUAACAACCUCUGUAAAAUCGUCUCGUUCGUUGGUAACGUUUGUUCGAUCGGGUUCGUCAAAGGGGUGAUAUCGACGUGUGAAACUUUACUCCAAAAGAGAAUUUUAAUAAAUCGGUCAAAUUGAAAAUACUCGAGUAUCGAUUAGAUUUUCCCUUUGAAAGGCUGCGAACAACUUCCGAAAUAGACGGUUU
Molecule: messenger RNA, 1604 nt
Organism: Nomia melanderi (Alkali bee)
Lineage: Eukaryota; Metazoa; Arthropoda; Insecta; Hymenoptera; Halictidae
Source: RefSeq, a predicted model, not a curated record